AGGUAACGGAGAGAUUCGGUGCGUACGUUUUAUACUGGAACCAGCAUGGUUGGACAAUUAAGCUUAACCAUGAUAAUCAUGUUAAUUAUAAUUGAGCAUGCGAGAGGAGAAAGCUUAUGGUGUUUCGAUUGCAACACCGAUUUAAGCAGUGGGCAUACAAGAGAAUGCAACGAUCCUUACGUUCCUACACCGUAUUUCGACUUGGUCCUCUGUCCCCAGAACGAGUCUCAACAUUGUCUGAAAAGUGUAAUUGACUAUAGAGGUAUCUUGGUGACCGUUCGAGGUUGCGUGCCAUCACGGGAAGUCUAUGGAUACUGUCAUCACGAAAAAUAUCCUGAAUCCAACAUCAUUUGCUCAUUUUGCAACGAUUACGCUUGUAACGAUCAACAGUCACUUUAUUUAUUUAUUCCACAUAGUAUAGGAUUCUAUUUCUCCUUAGUCUACCUGUCCAUUUAUCUUAAAUGAUAACUGUCCAAUUAAUUAAUUAACCAGUAUUUAUCAUUUUAUGUAGAUUCGUGUAAACCCUCCGUUUCAAUUUUCAGAUGUAGGUACAUACAAUACAUAAUAAUUGUAAUUAUUUUACUUUCCACUUGAUUAGUCGAGUAAAAUAUAUUUUUCUCAAAAACAAACCGAAAUGUUUUAAUUGACGAAAGAAGAGACGAUGAUUGGCCGGAAAAGGCUGUUGACUUUCAAGCUGGAAAUUAAGUGACUUUAUGAAUGAACAGGGAGGCAUUGUCUGUAUUCGAUAUACAUCUUUUGUAUCGAUGGUGGUAGGUUCUGAGCAAUACUUAUAUACGUAUGUAUACACAUAUUUAUGUACACAGACAUCUGGCCGAAGAGAAGGGGUCAAAUUGUCGAGUCAAUUUGGUAAUGUCUCGCGGGGUUAACUGGUCUCCUGACCCAUGAUAAGUCUUCCUUAACGAGUCGGCAAGCUCACUUUGCAAUCCUGCCUUUAGUCAUCUAUAACUUCGAUGACUAAAGGAUCAUCCUAAAGAGGGGGGUGAUAGAAACGAUAUCAAAAAAAUUGUAUGCUAUCAUUUAAAAAGUGAAGGUGUUCUCGACUUUUAAUUGAAAGAAAAAAAAAUUUUUAGUUUGCAAUUUAUCAAAAAUCUAGCAAUGAAUCCUUGAACCUGAAAAAUUGUAUAUUACAUCUACGCGAACACUCUGUGUAUUCUGUUUUCCUACGUAAACCAUGAAAGACCCCCAGAGCAUUCAACGGGUCCCUUAAUUGUC
Molecule: messenger RNA, 1233 nt
Organism: Osmia bicornis bicornis
Lineage: Eukaryota; Metazoa; Arthropoda; Insecta; Hymenoptera; Megachilidae
Exons: 3
Coding region: 46-465 (139 amino acids)
Biological process (GO): regulation of synaptic transmission, cholinergic; positive regulation of voltage-gated potassium channel activity; sleep
Source: RefSeq, a predicted model, not a curated record